Messenger RNA from Brassica rapa (field mustard), 5388 nucleotides. RefSeq lists its product as uncharacterized. Lineage: Eukaryota; Viridiplantae; Streptophyta; Magnoliopsida; Brassicales; Brassicaceae. The record is from RefSeq and is a predicted model, not a curated record.
CUUUCCACAACACCACCACUACUUUCUCUUUAAUCAUUGGUUGAAUCAAUGACGAUAUCUGUAUCCUCAUCAAACUCUCCUAAACCACAAAUCAUCACUGAGAUGAGCAAGGAUUUGCCAAGGAUAAUGCCUGUGUCCACAUCCACAUCGUGCAUGUUUAGGGUUUCACUGUGUCAAAAGAUCAAACGACCUAAUACACCAGAGAAAACCAGGAGGAAGAACCAGAAGAAAACAUACAAGAAGAAGAUGAAAGAAGAGAAAGGAAAGAGAGGUUUCAUCAGACCCGGGUUGGUGUUUCCAGUUAAGAAGAUGACUUCUGUAAUUUCCGGUGCCUUCAGACGCAAGAAAACACCCAAAGUUGAAAACAGAGAACAGAGAGAUGAUUCUGAAAGAGAGACUACUGAAGCUGCUAAGAGCAUGGCUGUUGUUAAAGCAAAACCCAAGCAUAUCUUACUUCAGAAGAAGAGUUUUUGGGGAAGCGCAAGAAUUGGACUCAAGAUACUCAUCUUAGGGCCAAGAUUGAAGACGAGAAGAAGAAGAAGAAGAAGAAGAAGACAAAGAAGAAGCGUAAGCUUCAGCGAGGGUAAUGGAGACGAGGAGCUAUGCAAGAAGAGAAUACUAAUGGGUGAAAGAUGCAAACCGAUAAACCGGUCAGGUGUUUUGCAGUAUGAUGGUGAUGGGAUUCUUGUCCCCGAGCCAUGACCAUUGUUAGUAGUCAUAGUACGUUGCUUAUCACAUCUUAAAUAGUCAAGAGUAUGUUUCUUACUUCUUGUCGAGAGAUGCAGAUAUAGUUGUUGUUGUUUUUUUCUUUUUUUAUGCAGGUAUAUUUGUACAAACUUUAUUUCGUAUCAGUGUCAAUAUCUUAACAAUCUUUAAACUAAGGCUACAUUUGAAGAUCUAUUAACACUGCCUAAACCUUUGAUAGACAAUCCACAUCAACACUAAUUAACUAAGAACAUCCCCGAUAUAUUUUGCUAAUUUUUUUUUUUUUUAAAUAGAGAUGUUGUUUGCUCCAAUGUACUUUUCUAUAAUAGCAUUGUUCAAAAUAUAAAGUUAAAAUAGAUUGUUAUUUCUUCUAUAAAUAGAAAAAAAAUAGCAAUUUCUAUUUUAAAGAAAAAAAUAUCAAGAGAUUGGAGUGAAUUUACCUCUAAAUAAUAUUAUAAAAGACAAAAUUGUAAUGGGUCGGAAAUGCUCUAGACUGAAGGAAUAAUAUGGAGAGAUUUGAGAUUAAUUACAUGGACUAUUAUGAGUAAAGCAAUUGUAGUUUGUUCAUCUUUGUAACUGUUCUGGAGUUUGGUUGCUUGUAGAGGAUGGUGACGUGUUGUUGAUGUUGUUAGGACUAGUCUUUUGUUCAAGAGGUGGAAAAAUCUCUGGCUUUUAUUGAUUCCCUUGUUGGCUUUAGCCGCCGCUAAUUUCCCAAAUUACAAUGCCUUUGAGAAUUUUGUAAAUAGGGGUUCAUCCUUGCACAAGCUAAAGUUAAUUAUUCUUAGGGAUGAAAAUGAUCAGUCGUGUGUCACACGGUGGAUAGACUCUGUGGUUAAGCAUAAACUCAAGCAUCUUGAUGUUGAGUGUCACGUGAAGCGUUAGUGUUUCUAGAAGAGAUUCUCUUAGACCAUCUCCAAUGGUACACUAUAAUUUUCUCUAUAUUUCACUCUAAAAUAGAAUAACUCUAUUAUAGAGUUGAAUUUGCUCCAAUGGUUUACUAUAUAAUAGAGUGAAAUAUAUAGUAUUUUUGUUUUUUUACUCUAUAUUUGGAAUAAAAAUCAAGAAUACUCUAUAUUUCACUUUAUUAUAGAGUAACUCUAUUAUAGAGUGAACUAUUGGAGCAAAUUCAACUCUAUAAUAGAAUUACUCUAUUUUAGUGUAAAUUAUAGAGGAAAAAAUAGAAUCUCUUUGGAAAUGCUCUUAAACCUUUAUAUGUGACGAUCUAGCACUUGCCAAAUCAUAUUUUGUUAACCGCUACAAAAUUAAAUUUUAGGUAUAGGUUUACAAUCUGAUUGAGACUAUAGUCCCCAUUCUUGAAGCUAAUUUUUUCGAUUUUUUUUUUGAACUUGUAUGUUUAUAUGGUAGCUUGAGCAUACGCUAAACAAAACCGACCAUUUGUUGACUCAUUGAAGCCCUUUGACCAAGGUAAUUACCAAAUCUUGUCGGUAACCAACAACAAUCAGGUGGUUUCAGAUUUAUUUGUCGUCGUUCCCUCAAAAUUUUCUAUCUCUUUUUACCUAAUGCCAGAAUUGAAGAUCUUUUGCUUCUUCCUCGUUUCUUCUCUCUCUCUCUAUAUAAUGGUCAUAAACAAAGCUCUCGUUACUUUAUAGUUCAACAUAUAUACAUUCAAGUUAUUCCGGGAGCGGAGACAUAUUAACGGAGCUCGGAUUCAUCAACCCAGGUAUGUUUGUUUUCGUCUCUCUCAGGUUAACUAACUGUCUAGCUGCGUUUCACUAGUUGAUAUUUAUGGGAUUCUUAUGGCCAAGUUGAUGGGCUCUUUGUGUCAUAGCAUCGUGCAACAUUCGAGUUUUCCAUUUUCAUACUGCAACAAGUUUUGUCUAAACUUUUAUGUGUGUGCUUACUUAUAUAUAUAUCCAUAGCUACGGAUCGCGUGUAGGUCCCGUGAUGACCUAACUCAUCAUGUGGUUCUCGAUUAAGUUCGGUUGCCGAAAUUGUAACUUCCCACUAGAAGUCUCCUGGAGUCCUGGUGGUAUGGUAGCCUAUGUAAUGUUUCGCACGUCACGUGUUCAUGCAUUAUAGCUUAUAUAACUCAUUACCACGCACGCUCUUAAAUUCAGAUCUAAAGUUAAAACAUUUUAGUUACACAUAAUCGGUAAGAUUCGAAGAUCCUUUAGUCUAUUUUUAGUAUAUUAAUGUUUUCAAAUACUUUUGAAUUUCAAAUAUCCAACCUGUCUUAUUUAUUCAUAAUCUUUAUAUAUUUUUGUUUCUCAAGUCCAAAAUAUAAACCAGUUUUGUUUUUAAAGAAUUUGUGCGCAUGAUUGUUGCCGACAUAUUGGGGAUUCAUCCAACGAACCAACCAAUACAGUGUUUGUUGUUUUCUUAUGUCCCAUCACACCGAAAGACUACGGGUCACACGCAGUCCCCAUAAUCUGGGUCCCACUAACUGUUCCCUUCUCUCGAGGAAUGUGAAACACGAAGGUUCGUGUCCAGAGCGUCUGACUAUUGCGACCUGACACGGUACGGUUAUCGAUCCGGUUCACUCGCUGUAAAUACUACUAAAAAUAUCGGUGAUCAAACCGGAAUAUAACCAUAUAUUGUGCAAAUGAAUCGAACCAGACAAAUCAUUCCUUUAUCAUCAUGACAUGAGCUGUCUUUCAGUUAAAAUAAAAAAAAUUAUAAAAACGAUCAAAUUAGUUGUCAAAUAAUAAUACUACUCGAGAUAUUUGUGUGAACUAUUCCUUUUCUUUUCACGAGAGUUAUUUGGGUGAGAUUAGUGAUUAUUUAUAUUGCAUUUUGUCUGACAUACAAAAGGAUCUCAAUUGAUCUCUAUCAAUUAAUUAUAUCUGCAUGAAUCUUUAUGAAGCAUUUCUUUUUUACAAUAUAUGGACCACAUUCACAUGUUAUAAUAAUCAUAUAAUUGUUUAUGGCUUGCAGUAUAUAAACCUGUUUAUCUAUACUUUAGAAGUCUUAUGUUAAACGUGUAUAACGACGACUUAUGUACUUUAUAUUUUCUUUUUGCUAAAUACUUUAUAUCUAUUUUGCAUGCUCAAAUUGUUGUUUUCCCACUAUGCGUUUAAUUACCAAUUAUUAUCAGUUCGAAUUAUACAAGCGUUUGCUAAGGACGGAACUAGUUAUCAACAUUUGAGUCGAAGGGCCACAAAUAACAAUCAGUGCACUGCCUUUUUAAAAAAGUUAGAGCGCACUAUUGUUAAGUCAUUUCUGUCAAUUUCAUUUUUUUUCUUCCCAUCUUGGUUGGCCGGGAGUAAAAAUUUGUAGUCAAUAACAUAAAACCAGCACAUUUACAUAAACUAAUUUUAAAAAUACAUUUCCUCCGUUUUAUAAAGAGGGUCACUUAGAAUUUUUUCAAGCAUAUUAAAAAUGAUUAAAAUGUAUUAACUUUUUUAUUAAUUAUAUCCAUUUGACCAAUAAUAUUUGAGAUAAAUAAUUUAUUUAUAAUAUCAUUACAUUUUACAAUUAAUAUUAAACUGAAAAUAAGUAUAAAUUGAGUUGGGAUUCUAAAAUGAUAUUUUAUGUAACAAUUUUUUUUUAAAAUGACAUUUUUUAAAAAACAAAUGGAUGUAUAAUUUACAAAACUAAUUUACUUCAACUGACUUCUGCAUAUAUGAAUAAAUUAUAAUUUCAGAUUUUUUUUUUGAAAUGAUUUUCAUAUAAUUUAAUUUCAGAAAUUAGUUUUGCCAUCGACGGAAAUAUCUUUUGGUAAGAAAACUGACUAUUUCAGUUAAAUCAUAUGUAUUACGUAUUAUUCCAUCAAUUGAUGUCUUGACAUACGGAAAUAUUCUUACAACGAUAAUUAAUCAUAUGACGCAAUACCCAAAAGAUGUAAUAUCAAUCAUACAUUCAUAUAUACAUGCACGUAUAUAUUUAUUUUUUUUGACAUGAAUCUCCUGCUUUUAGUUCAAAAUGAAAACCAAUCACAAGUAAACUUCCCGAGUUCUAGACGCACCAUUACAAUCCUCCGAUAAAACAAAAUCAACAUGCUCUGGAACAGACUCAAAAUAAUACAAACUAAACAGUAAAAAAAAUGGAUAGUUAGCUAAUCCGUCUGUAAAUAUAUGUUUAUGAUAUACAUGUAUAUAUGACUGAGUGAUUAGAUUCCUCAAUAAACUUGAUUUUAUAUAUUGUUUUGCUAUUAUUCGUAUAAUAAUUGCAUAGCAUCAGACCGUUAAAAAAAUGCAUAACCACAACGGAACUGUUGACAUUCUUCUUAUACGGAUAAUGUAAAUAAAUAGUAUAACUGAUUAUUUUAUUUAUCUUGGCUAUUAAUACAUUCAGUCAGAAACUAUUUAUAUUUUCUGGUUUGCACAGAAAAAUAUUUGAUCUAUAAAUUUGAUAAUUUGACCUUUAUUUGUUGGAUCUGUUUUGUUUGACUCCUGAUGCAACGAUUGGGACACACUCAUCGCUUAACCUACACCACAAAUUUCAUUUUAUCACAUACUUACAUCAUUUUUCCAUUUUAUUGUUUCUGACAAUAAUUUCUUAUCAGCACCUAAAUAUGACUACCAUAUUUAUUUCAACAACAUUUUAAAUUAUUUAAGUUCUGUAACAAAUUUUUAAUAGUUGACAAAAUAAUUGUUUAACGUCUGGAGAACUUAUAAAAACAUAUCUCGUAGUUGUCGCCGUUAAGAAUCCCAAACUAAAUAUUAAAAUUUGUUUUCAACCAACCAGAUUUAUUUUAAAACUUAAACAACAACAAAUAUCUUG